Messenger RNA from Cylindrotheca closterium, 4011 nucleotides. Lineage: Eukaryota; Bacillariophyta; Bacillariophyceae; Bacillariales; Bacillariaceae. The record is from the annotation of a GenBank genome assembly.
AUGGAUGGCAAAGAACUGUCUUUUGAUGCUCGCUACGACGGAGGCGCGGAUGAAAUCAUCUCGGAUAGUGAUUCAAUAGACCAUCCACACCACCCGCCUGGUCCGCCUGGUCCACCUCAAAGUCGAUCUGCUGCUCAACAAAUGCAUGAAAGCAUCCACAGUGACAUUGACAUUGACAUAUCCAGCUGUGAUGGGAUAUCACCAGAUGUAUCUCCCAUACAGAAUUCACGCAAACAGCACCACCAACACAGCAAAUCAUUAGAUGGUUUGGACUUUCAAACAAGCACGCAACGGAGAAGCAGUCGAGAUUUAAUGGGGAGCAGCGAAAAUGUGGGUAAAGAAUCCUUGCACAUGACGGACUUGUUACAGCUCUCGGAUAGCGAGCUGAGCGAACAAGACAGCUUUGCGGAUGCCAAUAGCAAUGAAAUUGUCACAGAUGAUGAUUUUAGCAUCAGCGAUGAUGAGGUUGACGAGGAUGACGACGACUAUGAUGAUGACUUUGAUGAGGACGGAUAUUACAAAUAUGCUGAAAAUGAGGGCUUUCAGUAUCAUGAGACUGCAUAUCACUCAGAAUCUGAUGACGAAAUCACUGUCGAAGAUGCGCUGGCAACAAUCAUGGAAGGCGAAGAAGAGGAAGAAUCAGAUGAGGAAGAAGAAGAGUCAGACGAGGAAGAAAACGACCGGACUCAUAGGGGCGGGUCCAUUCAUCAAUCCUUGUACAGGUUCGCCCUCAUGGAGGAAGAAGAAGAGAAGGCACUGGAAGAAUCGAAUCACAGCGUGGAAGUUAUGGAAAUGGCACUGGGAGGAGAGUCCAAAAGUCCACCCAAGCGGUUUCGGCCUCCAGGCGAAUUCUUGGAUGAGGGGGAGGAGGACUUGAACGACUCGGGAUACUUUAUGAACAAAGCGCCGCUUUACGAGAAAUCCUCCGCUAUGGAAUCUGCUGGAAUCAUUGAGGAGGAAGACGAUAUCGCGAGUCUCUUGAGGAGUGAAAAUUGGAAUGCGCUGAAACCCUUCUUGAAUAAGCUACGAAUGUCUGACGAUGAUUACAUCCGUGAUGAAUUGACCACAAUGGACCUUUUUGGACACACAAAGAUGUAUCCGAUCCACUUUAUUGUAUGGAGAGCACCCAACAGUUUCAUCAAGAAUUUUAUAAGCUCCCUUCCGCACAGAGACACAAGCGAAACUUUGAGUCGACUGGAUUCCUUUGGAAACUCGCCACUUCAUUUGGCGUGUUCCGGAUUAGAUGUGAAUGUCGAAAAGGAUUCCAUCGAUAUCAGCGUUGUCGAAAUCAUUUCGGAAUGUGGACCAGAAACGCACGAGAUGCUCAACAAGCAAGGAGAAUCGCCACUGGCACUGCUCAUGAAUUCCAAAGCCCUCAAAGCGGAUCCCGCCAAGCUGAAGGCUUCCGAAGCCACUGCCGAACGAUUAGUACGAUCAAUGUUGGCAGGUCGAAAGCAUCUCAUCAAGAGAAAGAAUAUGUUUGAUUUCAAGACUCUCUUGCAUACAGGUGCUUCCUUUGGUGUUCAUGAAAAAGUUUUGAUUGCACUUUUGGAGCUGUCGGAUCCUUCCAUCGCGGGGAUGGUUGAUACUUCGAAGCGGAUACCCCUUCACUAUAUUGCUGGUUGUGUCAGUGGGAAGCGACCGCAAGCGUCUCUCGCUGAAAAGCUGGUGGAGGCAAACAAGGAAGGAGUCAUUCGAACGAAUACUUCGGGUGAUACUCCACUUCAUGUCUUUGUCAGCGACAUAACCCAGCGGAUCAAGGAGGAAGAAGACCUUAAUAGUCCAAACACCGCAAAAAUGGCCGAAGUUCUUCUUGGAUCCAAAGAAGACGAAAAUCUGUGCUCUCUUUUGGUGAAAAAUUCCGCUGAACUUUCGCCGUUACAUUGCUGUGCUCUUUACAAUGCGCCGAAGAACAUAAUGGAGGAAUUCUCGAAAUCUCCUUUUUUCGCAAAGGCAGCAACAAUAACCGGUCCAAACAGUGCUACGCCCCUUCAUUUAGCAUGUGCUUCGUCGAAGAUCCGAGCAACAUUAGAAAAGUUGAAAUUCUUCGGAACUGCAGAAGCAGCAGUCAUGAGAGAUCAGAAAUCAAGAACUCCCAUGCAUGUUGCAGCAGAGAAUCCAAAGAUGACCAAGCAUUUUAUCAAGGCACUAGUAGAAAUCAAUCCAAAAGCUGCCAAGGUCCGAAACUCAAAGGGUAGGAUGCCCUUGCACGUCGCCUUGCGGAAGAAUGCGAAGGACACGAUUAUCAAGGCACUUCUGAAAGCAAACCCGCAGGCAGUGAAAAGUACAUUCAGCGGCCGAAACUCUGUAUUUCACGAGAUGUGCGAAUACAACACUUCUGUAGCUAUCAUGCAAUCCAUGUUGAAACUGCACCCAGCAGGAAGCAACGUGAAGAACAAGUCGGGCAAUCUGCCACUCCAUGUUGCGAUAGCCUUUGAGUGUUCGAUUGAUGUUGUGAAGGAACUUUUGGACGCAUAUCCAGCUGGUGUCACGUCCAGGAACAAGAAUGGAGAGACUCCUUUGCAUCUUGCCGCAACCAAAAAGUCUUUGGAGAUUGUUGAAUUGCUUCUCAAUAGUGGUCCCAAAGCCACUAUUAUUGCAAACAAGGACGGCCAAAAGCCCUUGGAUGCCGCAAAAUUGGUCGAGGGGAAUGACGAAGUAGCCAGCUUCAUCGAGGCAAAAACUCAAGCAUACCGUGAGGAGCGAGCUCAGCAAAAAGCCAAAACAAAGGAGAGGAGAACAUCUUCGAAAACGGGAACGAAAAAGAAGCGUGGGAAUAACCGUUCGAGAAGUAAUUCGGAUGAUUUUGAUGAGCCCGAGGAAGAAGAGUCGAAAAAGCCGUCGUCGAUGUCGAGGAUCAUGAUGAAAAAGAAACGGGCGAGCCGACCGAGAAGUAAUUCAGCCGAUUUGGAUGGUAUCGAGCUUGAAGAAGAAGCACCGAAGAAGCCUUCCUCACUCUCCGAUAUGAUGUCUAGAGCUUCUGGCUCCAAGCAGAGGAGGCGGGCUUCCGGUGGUGAUGGCAAAAGUGUCGACCCCGAUGCCAAGCAAGAUAAAAGACCAAUACGGCGAAUGUUGAAAUCAUUCCAAGGGAGCAAACCGAAGAAAGAAACGAGCGGCUCAGAUGAAUCCGGAGAGCAGAAAGACAAGAAGACGACCGUCCAAUCUAUGAAAGAAAAGGCCAAACGAGGACUGACUCGGUCCAAGUCGGAUAAAGGUCUUCGUCAGGCCGGUGAAGUAAAGGUGGCUUCAGAAAGCAGCCCUUCACAGAACAGCCCUUCGGAGAGGAAAUUGAAACCAUCCAGAUCAUUCAAACUUUCCAAAAAGCUGGCGCUUGGGGAUGACGUCGGUACUAGUAGUCCCAGAACCAGAUCAAAGCGCAAUAUCUUUUCUAAAAAGAAUCGCAGGGCCAGCACUGGACAGGAUUACAGUGAAGAGGAUGUUGUUCCAAGCAAAGAAGUCGAGAGUACCAGUAUCGACGAGCCGAAGCCGCCGUCCGUGUCUCCCAUUCCAUCGCGGAAAAUUCGAUCCGGCAGGAAACGUGAGUCCAAGACGCCGCCACCUGGUGCUGAUCCAAAUGCUGCUUCUCUUGUUGAUUCAAAUGGUGCUCGUCUCGAAUCUGGAGGCAGUGCCAAGAGGAAAAGUCGGAAGAGCCCCAAACGAAAGAGCAAACACGAUCGCGAUCAAGCGUCCAAGGAGGAGUCGAAGCCUUCCUCAGAGUCAUCACUAUCAAAGACCUUGUCAGAAUCAUCCGUAUCGAAACCCGAUUCGUUCAAGAAACCCCUCUCGGGAUCAUCCUUAGGGAAGCCUACGUCGUCGUCAUCACUGAAACCUACUUCGGAAUCAUCAGUAUCCAAGCAUGGCACUUCAUCGUCAUCCGGAUCAAAAUCUACGGCUGACUCAUCGUCGGUCUCGGAUGCAGCAUCACCAUCGUCCGUAUCGAAAGGUGCUGCUCCUGCUGUUGCCGAAUCAUCAAAGGCACCUAUCGAUCCUCCUAGCAGUGACGAACCGUAA